CAUCAAGUUCCUUGCUCCUUGGUAAGCGUCGUGCCGGUUUGUAGUAGUAGUAGUACGGUAGCACCGUGGUCUGGGCGCCUGCCCGCUCGCUGUGCUCUUUCGUGCAUGAAAACUUGGGGUUUUAGUAGUGUUGUUGUUGUGGCUACUGACAAUGUCUCUUGUUGUUGCUUCAUUACUAUGAUCAUGCAGGUGAGGACACUGCAAGAAAAUGAAGCCAGAUUGGGACAAGCUCAUGAAGGAGUUUGAAGGUUCCGACACCCAGCUUGUCGCCGACGUGGACUGUACCACGGAGGGCAAGCCACUCUGCGAAGCCCAUGGUGUUCGCGGAUACCCAACAAUCAAGUGGGGAGACCCCGCUGCUUUGGAGGAUUACCAAGGAGGACGUGACUUCAAGUCACUGAAGAAAUUUUGCGAUGAGAAGCUCAAGCCGAUGUGCUCCCCCGCAAAUUUGGACCUUUGCGACGAUGACAAGAAGGCCGAGAUCCAGAAGUUCAUGGAUAUGUCCGACGAUGAUCUCGACAAGCUUGUCGAAGAUAAGGAAAAGGAAAUGGCUGAUGCCGAAUCCGAAUUCAAGGCUUUUGUCGAGGGACUCCAAUCCCAAUACCAAGAGGGCAUGAAGAAGAAGGAUGACACUCUUGAUGCCAUCAAAGAAUCCGGAUUGGGUUUGAUGAAGGCUGUCAAGGUCGCCAAGAAGAAGAAGGGCGGCAAGGACGAGCUGUAA
Seminavis robusta is the source of this 721-nucleotide messenger RNA. Lineage: Eukaryota; Bacillariophyta; Bacillariophyceae; Naviculales; Naviculaceae. The record is from the annotation of a GenBank genome assembly.